Molecule: messenger RNA, 1983 nt
Organism: Talaromyces rugulosus
Lineage: Eukaryota; Fungi; Ascomycota; Eurotiomycetes; Eurotiales; Trichocomaceae
Exons: 4
Coding region: 1-1983 (660 amino acids)
Biological process (GO): ubiquitin-dependent protein catabolic process
Cellular component (GO): nucleus
Molecular function (GO): ubiquitin protein ligase binding; ubiquitin binding
Source: RefSeq, a predicted model, not a curated record
AUGGCCUCUCCCAGGCCGAUAGUACUCCGAUUUGAGAGUCGGAAUGGCCAGUUUCGCGUAACUGUGCCGCCAUCCAUGCUGUUCCCGGACCUGAGAGACAAGAUUCUCGAGCACCUUCCCCCCUCCACCGAUCCUACAUCGAUUAUACUGUCAAAUAAGCCCAUCGGCGUGGGUGGCCAAGAAAGACCGCUUGCUAGCUUGGAUGGAGUUGCGAUCGAAAGAGUUGGGUUAUCGCAUGGAGAUAAACUGUUUCUUGGAUAUCAAGAAAAAGCGUCGCUUUCCAAUGGCGACUCUCACCCCCAGCAAGCAGCGCCUAGUCAGAAACCCGUCACGGAGUCACGACGGCUGAACGGGGCUGCUGUCCCUCAGCAAACGACCGUUGCCCUUCCGCCCCACCCGACGUCGCCAUCGGCCAUCCUCAAGAACCCUUGGGAGGUGGUCGAGCAGUCUCCGCUUGACGACUUCUUGGAUAAGAAAGAUGGAAAGAUCCCCCGACCGCGAGAUACAAAGAUGUGCCGGCACGGGCCAAAGGGCAUGUGUGAUUACUGCAUGCCCCUCGAACCAUAUGCGCCUGAAUACUUGGCCGACAAGAAGAUCAAACAUCUGUCCUUCCACUCAUACCUCCGGAAAAUCAACUCUUCGAAAAAUAAACCAGAGCUCAAGAGCUCUUACAUGCCGCCUUUGAGCGAGCCCUACUACCGCGUCAGGCGAGAUUGUCCGUCUGGGCAUCCACCGUGGCCGGAAGGAAUCUGUACAAAAUGCCAACCCAGCGCCAUCACUCUUAAGCCUCAGGAAUUCCGCAUGGUCGACCACGUUGAAUUUUCUUCCCCGAGCCUGAUUAAUGGACUUUUGGAUUUUUGGCGAAAAUCGGGUUCGCAACGUCUGGGAUAUCUAUACGGGACAUACGAGGAGUAUACCGAAGUUCCACUCGGCAUCAAGGCUGUUGUCCAGGCUAUAUACGAACCGCCUCAGGUGGAUGAGGUGGACGGAAUCAGUCUCAAUGAAUGGGAGACUGAAAAAGAGGUCGAUGAAGUCGCUCGUCUUUGCGGUUUGCAAAAGGUUGGCGUUAUAGUCACAGACCUCCUCGACGCUGGCAAAGGCGAUGGCUCUGUUGUUUGCAAACGACAUGCUGAUUCGUACUGGUUGUCCUCGCUUGAGAUUGCCUUUGCAUCGCGAUACCAGGCACGAUACCCCAAGGCAACGAAAUGGAGUGAAACUGGCUCGUUCGGGUCCAACUUUGUCACAUGUGUAUUGAGCGGUGACGAAAACGGAGCAAUUGCAGUCAGCGCGUAUCAAGCUUCCAACUCGGCAGUGGAGAUGGUGAGAGCAGAUAUCGUUGAGCCUUCUGCCGACCCCACUGUCAUGCUUGUUCAGUCGGAAGACGAUAACGAUUCGGGCAGCGAGCUACGAUACAUCCCCGAGGUCUUUUACCGCAAGAUCAACGAAUACGGAGCCAACGUGCAGGAGAAUGCCAAACCUAGCUUUCCCGUGGAAUACUUGCUGGUGACGUUGACCCAUGGAUUCCCUACAGACGAAGCCCCUCUUUUCAUCGACAGCACGUUCCCAAUAGAAAACAGAGAAGUCAUCGGCGAAAGCCAGGAGCUUCGUGUGGUUGCCAGGAAGCUCGUCACUCACGACGAUACGAAAAAGGCAAUCCGCGCUGUUUCCGACUUUCAUCUUCUCGCUUUCCUUCACUCGCUGGGAACAUUCAGCAAGGACGAAGAGGAACUGCUGGCCCGCGUGGCUACUACCCAUGACCCUUCGGAUGGCCUGCAACUUGUGAAUACUAGUGGAUGGGCCACCCUGGUAGCGAUUCUUCAGGAGAGCGGUGAGCGACCCCCUAAGCGCCCCUUACCCAUGGCUAGGGAUACGCCUGUUGCAUCUUUUGCCCAGAGACAUGGACACCUCCAGUCGAGAUCCGUGUCUCCGAAAUCCGAUAGUGAACGUCUUGCUAAGAGGUUUAAGGGGACUAGCCUAGAGUAA